This is a messenger RNA of Liolophura sinensis, 384 nucleotides long. RefSeq names its product 3-oxoacyl-[acyl-carrier-protein] reductase FabG-like. Gene Ontology annotation, cellular component: cytoplasm. Gene Ontology annotation, molecular function: oxidoreductase activity, acting on the CH-OH group of donors, NAD or NADP as acceptor. The transcript is spliced from 3 exons. The record is from RefSeq and is a predicted model, not a curated record. Bases 40 to 384 code for a protein of 114 amino acids. Lineage: Eukaryota; Metazoa; Mollusca; Polyplacophora; Chitonida; Chitonidae.
ACUGUCCUGAGAGUGUGGCAGUGUUGCCGGUUGGUAGAGAUGCGGCUAGCUGGCAAAGUAGCGCUGAUCACUGGAGCAGCCAGGGGCAUUGGCAAAGCCACUGCAGGCCUCUUCCUGAAAAACUCUGCCAAGGUCUGUGUACUUGAUAUAACCAAAGAUGAGUUGAAUGCAACCCAUACGCAACUGAGCUCUGGUCAUGGGAAGGAUAAUGUGACGUCAUUCAUCGCUGACGUCACGGAUGACAAAUCUAUGACAGAUGCGUUCAAACACACUCUUCAGAAAUUCGGAAAACUCAACGUGGUAAUAAAUAACGCAUCUAUUCUUAACGAGUCCAAGAUGGAAGCAAUGCUCAGUAUUAAUAUGGUGAGUUGCUAUACCUUGUAA